Molecule: messenger RNA, 1373 nt
Organism: Drosophila ficusphila
Lineage: Eukaryota; Metazoa; Arthropoda; Insecta; Diptera; Drosophilidae
Exons: 4
Coding region: 37-1323 (428 amino acids)
Source: RefSeq, a predicted model, not a curated record
AGAUACAGUGACUGUAGUCAACACCACAGAUACGGAAUGGCGACCUCAACGGCAUCAAUUGUCAAUCCCAACGAGCAUUUGGAGAUUCCCCAGUGGAUAAACCAGGAAUAUUUCCAGCCGAUAUUACAGAAAGACGAGCCUGACUAUGAAAAGAUUCUGAGCUUCAAACCGGUUGCAGCUAUUCCUCCAGGCGAGAAUUUCACAUCCAUAAUGUUGCGGAUUCACUUUGAUCUACAGAUGAAGGAUGGAAACACCAAACACAAGACCUACGUUUUCAAGACAAUGCUGGCGGAGGAGCGGGGUGGCAAGGAGAUCCGUGAGGCAGGCAUUUUCGACAAGGAGCUCAUGAUGUACCAAAGUUUUCUCCCCGCUUUCGAGGAACUCUACCGAUCGGCUGGAGAGGAAAUUCAGCUGGCUCCCAAAUGCCUGCACACUGACCAGCGGGAGAACGGAAUCCACUUCGUGUUCGAGGAUCUGGGGGUGAAGAAAUUCCAAAACGUAGAUCGUAUUCAGGGUCUAGAUAUUGUGCACAUGAAGAGAUCACUCCAAAAACUUGCGGAGUUCCAUGCGGCGGCCGCAGUUUAUGCCGAGCGAAAAGGAUCUUACCCCGUCGAGUUCGAGGAUGGAUUCAUUGGCAAGGACAACCUGAAAAUGCAAGAAGAAGGAUUUUUGGUAAAGGCCAGAUCGUACCACAAGUCCAUGGCUGGUUGGGGCCUGGAAGAACCUGAAAAAUAUAUAAACAGCUUUCCAACGGUACAGCAGUUUUUGAAAAUGUGUGAAAAAAAUCUAGGAACGGAUCCAUUGGCCUUCAAUACGCUUACGCAUGGUGACUUUUGGUCUAGUAAUCUAAUGUGCAACUAUCUACCAAACGGCGAAAUCAACGAGGUCAUCAUGGUGGACUUUCAGCUGUGCAAAUGGGGCAGUCCUGCCCAGGAUCUGCUCUUCUUUAUCACCCUUUCAGCGGCCAGUGAUAUCAAGCUCAAGGAGUUCGACAAUUUCGUCCGAAUUUAUUGGGAGCGGUUGGUGGAAUGCCUUAAGGUGCUAAAAUAUCAGAAACCCCUGCCAAAGCUGCGCGAUCUGCAGACUUCCCUGUACCAGGACACAAAUACUGUCUAUGCUUUUAUUGCCGUCUUUAAUCAUCUGCCUGUGAUCCAGUUUCCUUCCGAUAAGGAAUCCAACUUGCAUUCCCUUUUGCGAGACGAUGAAGAAGGCGACAGAUUUCGGAUGCGAAUCUUCACGAAUUCCACUUUUUGCCGUCUCAUGAAGGACAUUUAUCCAUUCUUCUACAACCGAGGAAUCUUUAACUUUAGUGAUUACGAAUAAGAAAGAUGUGUAGAAAAGAAUUCAAUUAAAUAAUAUUUGGAUAUAUAAAA